GCCUGCGCGGGGCGAGACCGCGGAGCUCCGCGAAGUUGUGCGGGGCCCGGGGAAGUUUGCGGCGGGGCGGCGGCUCCCGCGGCGCUCCCGGUCCCGCGGCGCUGCCGGGCGCGGCCAUGGCUUUCCGGCGGCGGGCCAAGAGCCACCCGCUCUUCAGCCAGGAGUUCCUCAUCCACAACCACGCCGACAUCGGCUUCUGCCUGGUCCUCAUCGUGCUCAUCGCGCUCAUGUUCGAGGCUACAGCCAAGACUGCCUUCCUCUUCAUCUUACCUCAGUAUAACGUCAGUGUGCCUACAGCAGAUGGGGAGCUGGUCCAGUAUCACUACGGUCUGAAGGACCUGAUCACCAUCCUCUUCUACAUCUUCAUUGCCAUCAUCCUGCACGCGGUGGUGCAGGAGUACGCCCUGGACAAAAUCAACAGGCGUCUCCAUCUCUCCAAAGUCAAACACAGCAAGUUCAAUGAAUCAGGGCAACUGGUCGCCUUCCACCUCAGCUCCUCGAUUUGGUGCUUGUAUGUUGUGGUGACGGAAGGAUACAUAUCAAACCCCCAGAGUUUGUGGGAAAACUACCCGCAUGUUUAUCUUCCCUUCCAGGUGAAGUUCUUCUACCUGUGCCAGCUGGCCUACUGGCUGCACGCGUUGCCAGAGCUCUACUUCCAAAAAGUUCGCAAGGAGGACAUCCCACGCCAGCUGCAGUGCAUCGCGCUCUACCUGGUGCACAUUGCCGGUGCAUACCUCCUCAAUUUAACCCGCUUGGGGCUGAUCCUCUUGCUGUUGCAGUAUUUAGCCGAAUUCUUCUUCCACAUGGCCCAACUGGUCUACUUCACGGAUGAGAACAACGAGAAGCUGUUUAAUGUCUGGGCUGUUGUCUUUGUGGUCACCAAGCUCUUCACCCUAACCCUCUACAUCUUGGUCAUCGGCUUUGGGCUUCCGCGUGUGGAGAACCAGGCCCUGGAGCCAGAGAAAGGGAAUCUCUUCAGCUUUCUCUUCAACCAUAUCCUCUUCAGAAUGAGUGUGCUGCUGUUGGUGUGCCUCUUCCAGGCCUCGAUGAUGUGGCGCUUCAUCCACUUCCAGCUGCGGCGCUGGCGGGAGUACUGGCACGAGCAGAGCAGCCGGAAGCGGGCCGCGGCCUGCGCCAAGCAGCAGGCCAAGCCGCUCAAGAGAGACUCGGGUUACCAUGAAAAUGGAGUGGUGAAAGCGGAGAACGGCACCUCGCCGCGAACCAAGAAGCUGAAAUCGCCCUAGACUCAAGGCCUCGGCUCCAGGGGAGGAGGGCGAGGUGCCAGGACUGAGGGCAGCCCCUCCUCCCGGUCCUCACAAGGUUGUCUCGAGCAGCUUGGGAGCAGGUCGUCUGCCCGAGGUGUCUCGCUCUCCUCCCUUUCUUUCUCACUCUCUUGAACCAUUUGCAAUAAAACCAAAAAGGUCCCUUUCCCCUGCUCCUUUCCCCCUGUAGGAGCCUUUUCCAAGCCUCCUGGUUUUGCCUUCCUCUGUUUCACCGUAAAUCAGUGUGCAAUCUUAUUAUUUUUUUUCUAUUUUAGUGUUUGGUUUUUUGGAUUUUUGUUACAAAUGCGUUGUAGAUGGUUCCGAAAUUUUUUAUUUUUUUUUCCUACAGCAUGUUUCUCCCCUCCCUCUGUGCUGCUUCCCCCAGCCCCUGGGUCAGGGCCACAGCAGUUUGAAGGCUCCGUGUGUAGGCUAUGGGAACAGGCUCCUGGGGAAGAGCAUUGGGACUCUGAGCUCAGAGGUGCUCAUAGCUGAUGGUUGCCUCUCCUGGGGCACUCUGGCCAGCACUCAGCACAUGUUGCAUGAUGUCAAUGCUGCAAAUAAGGACUAGUGUCUGAGGGAGGACCUUCUGCUGUGUCUUGUCUCACUCUGGUUGAGUGGGAUUCCUCCAGCUCCUGGCUUCGAGCUAAUUUUGGUGAUCUAGGAAGCAGAGAAGGGAGGGGAGUUCCCUCUUCCUAUAGGACCCACAUCCUAGCCUUUGCUUGCCCCAGCUUUUCUGGUACAGCUGGGUUCCCUUUAUCCUCUGGACUGCCCCAUAGUUGUUCUGCACCCCCCAGCACCGAGAGCUGGGCUCGGGGCUCUGCAGCUCAUCGUGCCUUGUCUUGGGGCAGUGGCAUCCUCAGGUCUGGGUGAAUCCUUGAGUCCUGCCCCGCUCUGAGCCCUGGCCUGGCUCCCGUCAGCCUUGUGUGCCUCAGACCUGGUGUGCUCAUGGCUCGUCACCACCUCCAGACGAGCAAAGUGGCUGCUGCAAAGGGUUUUGCAUUAAUGGGACUGUGCUCCUCGUGCUUAGCCAUCUUCAUCCCUACCAUGCCAGUCCAGCUGUGCCAUCUGCAGCCACAAGCUUCUUUUUGUUUCCAAAGGAUACACAGCUUGUAUCCACCCAAGGUGCUAUCAAACGUAGGGUUUCUUCCAAAAACCCUAGCCCCUUCAUCCCUUUCUGAGCUGUGAAUGAGAUGACAGGGAAGGGGAAGGCAAGCCAAGGGCUGUGAGGAGUAGCUUGUACAUUCAGAAAGGCCUGUGAGGCAUAGCUGUUGACAGAUGGAGUUGUCUCAAAUCUACCUCAGAGGCCAUCUUUUGCUACAGACCACUCUCCCUCUUGCACCUCCCUGACCUGAGGUUUGGGGGAACUGGCUCGCUCUCCUUUGCUGGUGGGCAGCAUCUCCUGCCCAAGGGUUUCACGGGUCGGUGGGCUUCUUUGGGGUCCGUGCACCAGUUUGGAUUUGGAUGAUGGGUGCUUCUCACCCCGUAGCUCUUCUCUGGGGUGGCUUCUGUAGUCGGGCUUUGCUGUUGGUGCCUCUUGUGCAGCAAAGUCAGCUGUAGCUCCCGGUGUGUGGGGUCGAGGAGAGCCUGGCCGCUCCUUGAUGUGCAAGGCGGGAUGGAAGCCCACCUUCCUUGUGGGUGAUGGGACAUGUGGUCUCAUGGCACGCCCCUUGCUCAGCCCCUCCAGGCAUGAUUUUAGCUUGGGCUUUUUGCAGUGAGGCCAGCACGGUUGUCUUCUAUAUCUUCGUCUCUUUGGAGAAUGAGAGACAGUUGUUUCUCUGCCACUCUUUAAAUGGAGUUGCUUUUUUCUCCCUCUUUCUGUCGGUCUCUUUUCUCCCUUCCUCCUCUCCUUGCAGAGCCUCAGCUAAAAUGCUGGGCACAGGAGGGAGGAAAUGUGUAGGACACGAGUACAGUUGGUCAGAUUCCACUUGUUCCUCCGUCCCUGUGACCUCUGAGUGUCAAACAAAAUGUCGGCAGGAGUCUGGGAGAAGGAUUCCCCCUUUCUGAGGGGAGCUGAAGAAGGAGACUUUGAAGCCAGUGCCUCACAACAGCUGAGGACUGGCUCUGUUAACAGAUGACACAUACAAUCCCCUCAGAAACUGGCUGCUGAAUAAUUCCUCUUCCUGCCUGCUUCGCUUCAGGCAGCUUUUCCACUUGCACAAUCCUGUGUCUUCACAGAGUAGCUAAUUAUGCGUUGUAUCCCAAGUGCCUUAUGUUGCCGUGUCGCCUCUCGUACGCUUGAUCUGUGUACUAUAGCAGCCACUGAACGCCCUUCCUCCUUUCAACAUAUGUACAACUUAUGCUACAUUUAUGUAUUUUUUUUUUUUUUAGAUUUUUUUUUUGUCUUUUGAUAGAGCUACCAGUAAAGGGACAGUUUGUUUUGGAAAUAUUUCCAUGUUUUCAUUCUGUUUGUUGUGUUUUUUUUUCCUUAAGCCCAGAGAUGAUGUUCUUUUUUGCCCUCCUCCGUCUUUAAUCCUCUGAAAUCCCCAUCCUUCUCCUGUUAUGCCCAAGCACGGCAUGACUUCUGUUGGUUAUUUUGUGCUGAGCCUUUGCUAGAAGGCAAUGUGAACCCUCAUCCAGCAGGUUUCCAAUCUGCCCCCCUUGGAGGGGCCGCCCCCAGCUGCUUCUGUCUCUGGCUUUUAGCGCAAACACCAUCUCUGCAGUAACUGCUUUUAUGUCCAUGGCAUUUCUCAGCAGACCAAGCCUUCUUUUCAGCCCAGAGAACUUCUUCCCUGACAUGGAGAAUUUUCAUUGCAAACCGUUAGUGGUCAGUCUUCCCUUGACUGCUUUGCGUGCAAAAAUGCUGAGAGCCCUCUGCCAUUGAGUGGAUGCUCUUCUUGCGUCCCAUCCUGUCAAGCCCUGUGUCUUCUGCAAAAAAAAAACCCAACAACCAUACCAACAAACCCAACC
Numida meleagris (helmeted guineafowl) is the source of this 4169-nucleotide messenger RNA. It is a transcript of the gene TRAM2, whose product is annotated as translocation associated membrane protein 2. Gene Ontology annotation, cellular component: endoplasmic reticulum membrane. The record is from RefSeq and is a predicted model, not a curated record. Gene Ontology annotation, biological process: SRP-dependent cotranslational protein targeting to membrane, translocation; protein insertion into ER membrane. Bases 117 to 1244 code for a protein of 375 amino acids. The transcript has 11 exons. Lineage: Eukaryota; Metazoa; Chordata; Aves; Galliformes; Numididae.